Messenger RNA from Poecilia latipinna (sailfin molly), 2338 nucleotides. RefSeq names its product receptor-type tyrosine-protein phosphatase T-like. Gene Ontology annotation, molecular function: protein binding. The coding region runs from base 8 to 2323 and encodes 771 amino acids. Gene Ontology annotation, cellular component: membrane. NCBI's taxonomy places the organism in Eukaryota, Metazoa, Chordata, Actinopteri, Cyprinodontiformes, Poeciliidae. The transcript is spliced from 16 exons. The record is from RefSeq and is a predicted model, not a curated record.
CUCGUUUAUGGUAGUGAACGCAUCGGGCCGCGCGUCAGGACAAAAGGCUCACCUGUACAUGCCCACCCUGAAGGAGAACGACACCCACUGCAUCGACUUCCUGUACUCUCUGUCCAGUCGCGACGGGGCAAGCCCAGGAACUUUAAACGUCUACAUCAAGGUGAACGGAGGCGCUCAAGGUAACCCGGUGUGGAACGCCUCGGAUACCGUCACCGAAGGCUGGGUCAAGGCUGAACUCGCCAUUUCCACAUUCUGGCCCAACUCCUAUCAGGUAAUAUUCGAGGCGGUUUCGGUCCAAGGCCACCCUGGUUUCAUCGCCAUCGAUGACAUACGAGUUCUCGCUCAUCCUUGCCGUAAAGCUCCUCAUUUCCUGCGGCUGCAGAAUGUGGAGGUGAACGUGGGGCAGAAUGCCACGUUCCAGUGCACUGCUGGAGGGAAAUGGUCUCAGCAUGAUAAACUCUGGCUGCAGCAGUGGAACGGCAAAGACACGGCGCUGAUGGUGACCAGGGUGGUCAACCACCGCCGCUUCUCUGCGACGGUGAGCGUCGGUGACACGUCGCAGCGCAGCACCAGCCGCUACCGCUGCGUCAUCCGGUCCGAUGGCGGAUCCGGAGUUUCCAACUACGCCGACUUGAUUGUUAAAGCCCCGCCCACUCCCAUCGCUCCCCCUGAGCUCCUCGCCGUUGGCGCCACCUACCUGUGGAUCAAGCCCAACGCCAACAGCAUCAUCGGAGAUGGGCCGAUCAUCCUGAAGGAGGUGGAGUACCGCACCACCACAGGAAACUGGGCUGAGACCCACGUGGUUGACGCCCCCACCUACAAGUUAUGGCAUCUGGACCCAGAUGUGGAGUAUGAGAUCAAGGUUCUGCUGUCCAGACCGGGCGAAGGGGGGACCGGGCCGCCGGGGCCGCCGCUGAUAACCAGGACCAAAUGUGCAGAUCCCGUCCACGGACCCCAGAACGUCAACGUGGUGGACGUCCGCGCCCGCCAGCUGACCAUCCAGUGGGAAACGUUUGGAUACGCCGUAACACGAUGCCACAGCUACAAUCUGACGGUUCAGUACCAGUACGUGUUCAAUCAGCAAGAGUUUGCAGCUGAGGAGUUGAUCCAGACGUCGUCUCAUUACACGCUGAGGGGACUGAGGCCCUUCGUCACGGUCAGGCUGCGCCUCGUUCUGGCCAACCCCGAGGGCAGCAAGGAGAGCGAGGAGAUCGUCAAACAGACGGAGGAGGACGUACCCGGGUCGGUGCCGGUGGAGUCGCUGCAGAAUACUCCAUAUGAGGAGAAGAUCUUCAUGCAGUGGAAAGCUCCCAAUGAGACCAACGGGGUCAUCACUCUGUAUGAGAUCACAUACAAGGCCCUGAGCUCCCUGGAUCCCAGUGCUGACCUGACGACCCAGAGGGGACGAGUGUUCAAGCUGAGGAACGAGACCCAUCAUCUGUUUGUCGGCCUUUACCCUGGAACCACCUACUUCUUCACCCUGAAAGCCUCCACCAACAAGGGCUUCGGUCCGCCCGUCACCACACGCAUCACCACAAAGAUCGCAGCUCCCAUGAUGCCAGAGUAUGAAUCAGAAACGGCUCUCAAUGAGACGGAGACGACCAUCACCAUCCUGCUGAAGCCCGCCCAGUCCAGAGGAGCACCAAUCAGCUCCUACCAGCUUGUUGUGAAGGAAGAGAGGAAGUCUAAAAGUCGGCGUGCCGCCUCUGAAGCUCCGGAGUGCUUUUCUGCCCCGUUCAGCUUCCGCAACGCCUCCAUCCUCAACUCUGCGUACUACAUGGCUGCUGACCUCCCACCGUCCAGCCUCACGGUGGUUCAGCCAUUCACAGUGGGAGACAACAAGAGCUACGGCGGCUUCUGGAACCCUCCGCUGUCCCCGGCCAAGAGCUACAGCAUCUACUUCCAGGCUAUGAGCAGAGCCAAUGGGGAAACCAAAAUCAACUGCGUCCGUCUGGCUUGCAAAGUGGUAAUAGGUAGGGGACAAAUAACAACGCCGUACAUUCUAGUCAUCCCAAGCGAAGGUGCAUCCACCCAGGAUUCAGAUGCCAUGGAGCCGGAGAAGCAGGUGGACAGCACGGUGAAAAUGGCUGGCAUGAUCGCAGGGAGUCUCAUGAUCAUCAUCAUCCUCCUCGGAGUCAUCCUGACCUUCAAGCGCAGAGAGAUUCACACAUGGAGAACUCUGAGCGUGGGGUAUUGUAUGUUUACUUUUAGACAUGAACACAUCCACUCCGUUGCUCACUGUGACUCUCACUGCUGCUUUGCUGACAUUUUUCAUUUUCCUAAUUUAUCGCCGUUCCUACUUUCUCACAUGUUUUUGCCAUAAAGAGUUGUAGAGAGU